Cuscuta campestris is the source of this 2384-nucleotide messenger RNA. Lineage: Eukaryota; Viridiplantae; Streptophyta; Magnoliopsida; Solanales; Convolvulaceae. The record is from the annotation of a GenBank genome assembly.
CUACGACAGGUGAAUUUGUGAAUUUUACUUUUGUAGGUUACAAGAGACACUCUUCUCACAAUUCUCGUGAGUUUGGCUUUUUAUGACCCAUGCUCCCAUUCAAUCAAAACACUGAACAACUAGACAUCUCUAUAAGGUUCGACGGAUCGAAUCAAACGGUGAAAUUGGAUUUGGAUUUGGAGCCAGUGGGCACGGAAAGUGCGUUUGGGCCAUGUUGUAACGGUUUGUUAAGCACCCGUAAGCUUAACGGAAGUAGUGUAGCUCGAGAGAGUCUCUCGGGAGGCUGGAUUAGCCACAAGUUGUGGUGAACCAGGAAUGAGUAACGCAUCGACGCACACUCAUGACAACACCCAACACCUGGGUGAUGACCACAACGAUGCCGAGACGGAGGCAUCUAGCUUCAUACCUCAGCAGAAUGUUGGGCAGCCCAAUGUGCCACUGAACGCGGUAAAUAAUCAGAACUUCGGGAACCCGCCCGAGAACGUCAUGCCGGCUUUCGUGGCUCAAUUCUUGCAGCAGAUGGCGAACGCGGCGAUGUUUCAUCUCGAUAGCGAUGAGCAGCGACUGGCGGCGCUGCACUCGACGGCGGCGGGUGGCCGCUGUGCAAAGGGCGACGGCGGCUGGAAGCUCGGGCGACGGAGGCUCGAGGCUCGGCGACCGGCUGGAAGCUCGGGCGACGGCGGCUCUCGAUUCCGGCGAGGGCGAAACAGCGGCGUCCGGCGUUUGGUGACGUCCUCCGUUUGGCGUGGCGGCGCUGCACCCGUCGGCGAUGAUGGCGGUGGCUACUGGCGAAGGAAGCAGCGGCGGCGCUGCAACUCGGCGGCGCUGCAAUCGACGGCAGCGAUGAGCGGCGACGCCGGCGGCUGGCUGCUCCAGUUGGACGGCGACGACCGGCGGCUGGCUCACGGCGAAGCAGGCAUUUCUUCAGCUUCCAUUGAGGACAUCGAUGAUGCUGUGUUGGUCGAAAUCCUCUGCAGGGGAACCCCCUAUUGCAAAAUGGCGUUUCGGUGCAAAUUGGUCUCCAAGCGGUGGCGUUACUUGAUCUCUAGUCCCAUCUUUCUCAAGUGCUGGAAGGAAUUGCACAGAACUCUUCAUCCCGGCGAGCCAUUGCCCUAUUCCAUGGUCAUCAACAUUCGGAUCCGACUAGGUGAGGACAAAUACAUGACAAACUAUGUGGCUUCCCAGCACCCAAUGUUCCAGUUUCCCAGAUUCAAAGUGGUUCGGAUUCAUCAUGAUUUGGAAUCUUAUACUGCUAUUUCCUUCGUAGACGAGGUCUUUUCCUCGGAAACAAACAAAUGGGAGGAGGUAGAGGUACGCCAUCCCAACAGUUCCCCUUUGGUUUUUGAUUUUAAAAAUAAGAGUUACGCAAUGAAUAAUCUGUUGUGCUGGAAUGGCUUACUAUUGUUUGAGAAUUGGACUGAUGAUGAUAGCAUUGUGGCUUACAAUCCCUUUGAGCCAGCUAGAUGCCGCGUGAUUGAGCAGCCACCUAGAUAUAGACUGGGCCAAUACUGUAGGUCUUUCUUGAGUUUUGGGGAGUGCAACGGGAGUUUCCGAGUAGUCCAGCACUAUGACCACCCUGGUGGUAGGCAAGGGGUUUUCAUGACUUGGGAAUUAGAGGACUAUGAGACAGAAGAGUGGAGGUUUGUGAACCAGCUCGUUUUCCGGGAUUUCAUCACGGACGACGCCCCUCUGCGACUCCAGUGCGAAAUGAACAGUGAUGACGAGAGUGACUUUGAUGACUACGCCGUGUUGGGUUACAUCGAGGUACAGCGAAUCAGACUUUUGACCAUGGAUCCAAAUGAUGAGGAUGUGAUAUAUUUUUAUCACAGCGCGGAAAAAGUAGGGGACAGGCGGAUCUUCGCGUGCAAUUUGGAGACUAAGGAAGUGAGAGUGUUUGACAAGAAUAUCAUUGAGAGAUGCGUCGAAAUUCAAUACAGGUUGCGUAAUGUCUUUCAGUUUGUAGUGCCGGAGUGGCCUACACCAAUUCCCGGUGCACCCACACAAUGCACGUAGCUUCUGAGUUCUGCAUUGAUAUAAUGCGGGAAAUGAAUAAAUAUAAUAGGUUGGAAUCAAGACCAACUAAAAUCCAGUCAAUGACUUCACACAAAUUCAACAGCGGCGCCACCAUUUUACGUGCUUGAAAACUGAUGACUCCAUUAGCGAAGAAUCCGAAGAAGCUUUGUCAAAACUGGUGGUAUUCAAACUGAUGACCCUCUCUGACCUUUGAUUCACGUGUCUAUAUUUUUUUUUAUUUACUCUUAAAUUUGAGCUUUUCAAACCGUAUAGUAUGUUUUUCUCUGACCGUAGAUUCAGACCUGGGGCAAUAAUUUUCUUAUUAGAUAUUUAGAUUAUAUCUGGAGCAUCCAUAAAUUGGCAAAAUAGGA